CCAGCAUUGCCUUUGCAUCGACAAGCAACAUGUUGCACAGGUCUUGCUGCCAAGCAACCAAGCGGACUCUGUCUGGUGCGCACCAUGCCUCGCGGAUCGUUGCCGCCAGCCAUCGCACAAUCACAUCGACUCCGAGACUUGCUACUCCCGUACCGAACCGGUCAGCAAGUGACGCUGCUUUGUUCAGUCUCAAUAGAUCAGUACGAUCGACUGCUCCGGCAGCGACCCGGACGCUCGCAACAAUUGCAGACACGCAAGAGCAUCGGCCUUCGCCGCUGGACACUGAUAUCGAAGCAAUGCGUGACAGCCCCGACGAUCUUAUACUCAAGCCCGGCGAAGAAAUCCCGGGCUUCGAGGUCAACAAUGCCACGAGUGAGAUGCUUGGGAGGCCAAUCUAUCUGGACAUGCAGGCAACGACACCCAUCGACCCACGAGUGCUAGAUGCCAUGAUGCCGUUCAUGACGAACCAGUUUGGCAAUCCUCAUUCGCGCACGCAUGCCUAUGGCUGGGAGACUGAGAAGGCAGUCGAGGAUGCUCGUGUUCAAGUGGCGAGCCUGAUUGGCGCCAACCCAAAGGACAUCAUCUUCACUUCUGGCGCUACCGAGACCAAUAAUAUGUCGAUAAAGGGUGUCGCACGCUUUUACGGUCGGUCGGGCAAAAAGCACAUCAUCACCACACAGACGGAGCACAAGUGCGUCCUGGACUCUUGUCGGGUUCUGCAAGAUGAAGGCUUCGACGUGACCUAUCUGCCCGUCAAGCAAAACGGACUGGUCGAUCUAGAGCUGCUCGAGAAGUCCAUCAGGCCCGACACUUGCCUCAUCUCGAUCAUGACGAUCAACAAUGAAAUUGGUACCAUUCAACCCAUCAAGGAGAUUGGCGCCAUUGCAAAGAAGCACAAGGGUGUCUUUUUCCACACCGAUGCCGCACAAGCUUUUGGCAAAAUUCCGCUCAAUGUCGAUGAGAUGGGCGUCGACCUCAUGUCGAUAUCUGCCCACAAGAUCUACGGUCCCAAAGGCAUUGGAGCUGCCUACGUCCGACGACGGCCUCGAGUCAGACUUGAGCCCAUCAUGACAGGUGGCGGACAGGAGCGCGGCCUGCGCUCCGGUACCGUGCCUGCGCCUCUUGCCGUGGGAUUCGGCGAGGCUUGCCGAAUUGCAAAGGAAGACAUGAAAUUUGAUCACGAGCAUGUCAAACGUUUGUCAGAUCGGCUCUACAACAAAUUGACUAGCGCCUGCACCGACAUUGUCCGCAACGGUGAUGUCGCAGGCUAUCCAGGCUGUCUUAAUCUCUCGUUCGCAUACAUCGAAGGCGAAUCACUCCUCAUGGCGCUAAAAGACAUCGCGUUGAGCUCUGGCAGCGCCUGCACCUCCGCAUCACUCGAGCCUAGUUAUGUGCUUCGCGCGCUUGGCUCGGCUGAAGACAUGGCACAUUCUUCGAUCCGAUUCGGACUGGGACGCUUCACUACCGAGGCAGAGGUUGACUUUGUUGCCGAAAAGAUGGUACAGAUCGUCAGGCGACUGCGCGAUCUCUCACCGCUUUAUGAGAUGGUCCAAGAGGGCAUCGACAUCAGCAAGAUUGACUGGAGUCAGCACUGAACCAGUCUCGUCUAGAUAUGAAUUUUGUUGUUCUGAUCAAAAAACUGCAUAUCGAAGUACAAGCAUACAGCCUCAA
This is a messenger RNA of Mixia osmundae IAM 14324, 1671 nucleotides long. RefSeq lists its product as uncharacterized. Lineage: Eukaryota; Fungi; Basidiomycota; Mixiomycetes; Mixiales; Mixiaceae. Gene Ontology annotation, molecular function: cysteine desulfurase activity; pyridoxal phosphate binding. Gene Ontology annotation, cellular component: cytosol; nucleus; mitochondrion. Gene Ontology annotation, biological process: [2Fe-2S] cluster assembly. The coding region runs from base 30 to 1595 and encodes 521 amino acids. The transcript is spliced from 5 exons. The record is from RefSeq and is a predicted model, not a curated record.